AUGAAGAACCGUUCCUCAUCCCCCCCUUUGCACGUCCAUGUGGAUGAGAACACCCCUGUCCAUGUCCAUAUUAAAAAGGGUCAGAAAACCUCACCUGCAAAAUGCCAGCAAAAGCACAAACAGAAAACAAAAGGAGACACCACGAGCACAGGCCGAGCUGUUCGGGUGAAAGCUAAGGCCCCCUGGGUGCCCCCUGGCAAAGCAUCUGUCCGGGAGUCCCCCUGCAAACGGGAGGCCCCAGCCCACCACCUGGAAACGACCCCUGCAGAUGCAGAGAAGAUGCUGUCGGUGCUGCGCCUCAGCGACCUCUCCGCAGAUGAGGAGGAUGAGGAGGGUUCUGUGCAGUGCAGGAUGGAGGAGUAUGGGAAAAAGAUCGACAGCCUGAUGAAUGCUGUGGGAGCACUGACGAACGAGGCCAAGCUGCAGAAAAAGGAGGAACAGCAGCAAGUGAAGAAGUGUCUCCUUGAGGAGCAGAAGGAAGAACUGAAGGAGGUCACACAAGAGCUGGUGGAGGCAGAGCAUGAGAACAUCCUGCUGAGGCGCAACAUCGAGCGCAUGAAGGAGGAGAAGGAUCUGACUGUGCUGCAGAAGAGGUAUCUGCAGCGUGAGAAGGAGAGCUUGAUGUCCAAGCUGAGCGAGGCAGAAAGGGACGGAGCAGCAGCAGCCAGGCAGAUCCAUGCCCUCAAGCACACGAUUGGGAGGCUCAACGUUGAGAAACACAUGAGCAGCUCAGAUGUUGACACACUGACAAAGCAGAAAGAGCUUCUGCUCCAGAAGUUGAGCACCUCUGAAGAGUCCAACCGGACGCUGCAAGAGCUGCUCAGGGAGCAGCACAGCCGGGAGAAGGAUGCUCAGAAGAUAGUGGAGCAGCAAGGAGCACUGCUGAAGAGGCUGGCUGACUCGGAGGCAGAGAAAGUGCAACUUCAGAUGAGGCUUCAGGAGAAAGAAAAAGAAGUGGAGGAUCUUACUGUUCAGAUACAGUCAGAAAAGGAGCAGGCCAAGGCAGCAGGAGAGCUCUCUAAGUCGCUGGAGGCUGUCAGAGGUCGUCUACAAGCGCAGCUUCGAAGCAGGGAGGCGGAGAACAACCGACUGACCACACGGCUCUGGAACCUGGAGCGCAGCGAGGCUCAGCACAAGGCGGAGGUGGAAGGUGCCAUGGGACAGCUGCAGGAGCUGAGGCAGAGGACAGAGCGUGACAAGGAGGCUCUGAAGAAAGCUGCCAGGGUGCAGAAGGAGCAGGCACAGCAUGCCCAGGAAUAUGCAGAGCAGCUUGCCCUGCAGCUGGCCCAGAAGGACAGUUACAUGGCUGAGGCACUGUCUACCCUGGAGUCCUGGAGGAGCCGCUACCACAAAGCAGUGAAGGACAAGAGUGGCCUGGAACUGGAAAUUGUGGCACUGAACAGCCGUGUUGCAGACUUGCUGGAGCAGCAGACAGCCCUACAGGACAGGAUGCAGGAGGACAGAGAAGCUUUGAUGGAUAAAUUGCAUCACCAGAGUUCAGAGACCAGCUCCUUCAAAAUGGAGAACGAGAGGCUGAGGGCUAGUGUGGUCCCCAUGGAGGAAAAGCUGAACCUGGCACAGAUGGAAGUGCAGCAGCUCAAGGGCUCUAUCAGGAGCUACGAAGGACUGAUUGAAAGCUACAAGUCACAGGUGGUGAAGACCCAAAUAGAAGCAGAGGAUAUGGCAGCAAAGCUGGAGAAGUGCAGUAAAGAGAACAAGAUACUAAAGGAUGAAAUGAGCAAGGAGAUUGAGUUGGUGCGCCAGCAGUUCCAGAGCCAGCUUGCUGAGCUGGAGAAGCUGCCUGAGAUCCUAAAGGUCAAAGAGACACAGCUGGCAGAAUGUCAGGAGCAGCUUCAGAGUUACGAGAAGAAGAGCAUGGACCUGUCUGUGGUGGUUGCAGAUCUUCGCCAGCUGAUUGAGCUCCAGGGGGACAAAAUGGAGAUGACAAGAGAGAGGUGUCAGUCUGCCCAAGAGGAGAAAAGGCAGCUCACCUUGAAGGUGGAAGAGCUAGAAAGAAAACAGGAGGCAACGAGUGCCCAGAACAUAGAAUUCCUGCAGGUCAUAGCCAAGCGUGAGGAGUCCAUCCACCAGUGCCAGCUGCGGCUGGAGGAGAAGAGCCGUGAGUGCAGCUCCCUGGCCCGGCAGCUAGAGACGGCCAUCGAGGAUGCCAAGAGACAAGUGGAACAGACUCGAGGGCGAGCUGCGUCUCGGGAGAGGGCAGCCCAGGCCAAGCUGCUGGAUUUGGAGACGCAGCUGAGCAGGAACAAAAUGGAGCUGAAUCAGCUGCGGCGGAGCAAAGACGAUGCAGAGCGCCGCUUUGAGAGCCGCCUGCAGGACCUGAGGGAUCGCCUGGAGCAGUCAGAGAGCACCAACCGCAGCAUGCAGAGCUACGUCCACUUCCUCAAGGCCUCCUACGAUAAUGUCUUUGGGGAAGGGACCCUGCUGGGCUCCCCCGGCCGCUCUCGCUCCUCUCCCUGA
Messenger RNA from Indicator indicator, 2478 nucleotides. RefSeq names its product outer dense fiber of sperm tails 2 (gene ODF2). Lineage: Eukaryota; Metazoa; Chordata; Aves; Piciformes; Indicatoridae. Gene Ontology annotation, cellular component: centrosome. The transcript has 19 exons. Gene Ontology annotation, biological process: regulation of cilium assembly. Bases 1 to 2478 code for a protein of 825 amino acids. The record is from RefSeq and is a predicted model, not a curated record.